AAACCAACAAGGGAAAUUUUCCCCCAGACUGUCUUCCUUGUCCCCCGCUCCAACAUUGCGCUCCCUCUUCUCUCUCUCUCUCCCUCUCCCUCUCUCUCUCUCUCUCUCUCUCUCGCUGUGUUUGUGCUCACGGCGCACUUCCAAUGUAAACGGCUUUGAGAAUCCUUCACUUGUUGAAAUCCAAGUCUUUAUUUAGCAAGGUUUUCUGUUUUGCCUUUAAAGCUUAUUGAAAGAUCACAACUUGGGCCAUCAAAUCGUUCGCUUUCUGCUUCCAAAGCCAUAAAAAUUACAUCUUUUUAUAUCUGGUUGUGCUGUAGUCUUUCCUCUGCAUCAGAUUUGCUGGAAUAAGUUAAAUACAGCACCUUCCAGGAGCUUACUGAAGUGCAAGGAGGAAAGGAAGAAAAUUCAAUUGUACAUGAUCUUGACAAAAUCUCAAGAUCUUUUGCAAGACACAAAUGAUCCUCACAUCCUGUGUUGUGUGCAUGGGAUCCCAUGGGAAGAUAGGAUCCUACUAGGGCCAUGAAAAGGCUACAUUGUGUAAGGUACAACCAUUCGAAAGAAAAAAAUCAUUGCUGGGUUCUGCAGAUUCUAAAGCUGUUUAAAAUUUCCAUCUGCAAGGCAAGCUGGGAUAAAUGGGCAGAGGAAGAGGGAAGGGGAAGAAACUCACAGUAGUAGCAAACCAUGAGGACCUUGGAAAUGGGGGUGAAGAACCGCUUCCAGAAUAUAAAAGAAGUGGAGAGCCUGAAAUACCCAUGAAAGAUGAUAACAAGCAAGAGGAAAAUGUAGCAAUUGAAGUAGAUGGAACCAAUAUCAAACCUAUCCUCAUGAGUAAGGAGGAAAUAACUCAGGAGAGUGGGAAGAAGAGGAAGAGGCAUUUGCAAGUAAAAGAAAACUCUGGUGCAGCAUUGGAAGAAAAUGGCUCCAUUGCGGCAUCCAAAAUGGGGGAGACGGCAAAGACUAUUGGAUACAGACAAACUGGAAGCCGUCGUAAGAGUAAACCGCAUCGUGCAGCUGAAGCUGUAGUUCCAGUAAUGGCUGUCUACAAGGGGCUUUGACUGUUCUGUUUGCCCCGAAUUCUUAGAAUCUCUGAUGCUUUCGUUCUUCUGUUUGCCUUUUUGCUCAGUUUCAAAGUUUUCUUGUUAAGCUUAUUGUCAUGAAUGGACCAAACAAUCUAAUACUAUAUAUUUGCUCAGUCUUUAUAAAGUUGUUCUAUGAAAGAAUUUUGGAUGUACAGAUCA
Molecule: messenger RNA, 1238 nt
Organism: Dendrobium catenatum
Lineage: Eukaryota; Viridiplantae; Streptophyta; Magnoliopsida; Asparagales; Orchidaceae
Exons: 3
Coding region: 633-1055 (140 amino acids)
Source: RefSeq, a predicted model, not a curated record